AUGCUGUUAGUUGAUUUGGCUUCUAAAGCAUGUCGAGACCCCACCAACUACGCUGAGGAGGUGCAGAAACAGCUGCUGGUUCUCAGAAGCCAGUUGGAGCUCAUUCAGAGCAGCUCCAGUCUGACAAGUGAGGAGGAAUUCGUUGACCUCUUGAACUUCACUGCGCGCCUUUCAGGUAUUGCCCAGUACAAUGCAAUAUAUUCUUCGCUAAUACCCAUCUUGAUUACAUUUACAGAAUCGUCUGCACUCCUUUUGUCACCCCCUUUGCGUCAAACCCUUGUCCAAACCCUUAUUCUCUUUGUCAAACGCGGCGUCCUAAGCCUAACAGAUACUAAUCUCCUAAGCCUUUACUGCGGACUCUUGAGGAUUCACGAUAAGCCAAUUCGCCAGCUAGUCUAUAGCCAUCUACUGAAUGCUUGCAUAAAGCUGUUCAAGGCCGGUAAAACAGGGGCUUCACAGAAGAUUCUUUCGUUCUUUAACAUGAAGAUGAGGGACGGAAACGCGCUUCUUGCAUUUAAGUUAACACAGCUAUGCUGUGACCUGUACUCUAAGCACGCGUGGGAGAAUGAAAGGACGAUGUCUGUCAUUCUUGAUAGCCUUCUAAACUCCAAUGAUAAGCGCAUAUCAUUGUUAGUCUUGCAUUUUCUCCUUUUAGAAAACACAGCUGCAGCCAAGGACUCAGACGAGGAAGAAGAUGAUCAGGGAGUAACCAAGGACGAGAAGAAAGAGGCACUCAAGGCGAAAAUAAGACACCUGCGUGCUGUUUCUAGCUUCGCUGGGAACCAGACGAAAACGCACAAAACUCUUGCCAAAGCUCAAAAGUCUCUGAAGAAUCUAAUGGAUGAAAACAACGAAGAAAAAGAACUGACGUAUGCAGGAUCAAGGCAUCCAUAUGAUAACAUUCGCGAUCCAUAUGUGUUCAUAGAAAAACUGUGCCAUAAGUACUUGGGCAGGAACACUUCGUUUCAACUAAAGUUAUUGACAUUUGAGGUUACAUCCAAGAUAAUAGCGCACCACUCAUUAGAGAUUCAGAAUUAUUACCGCUACUACAUGAAGUACCUUAAGCCGCAGCAAAAGGAUGUCAUCAAAAUUCUGGAGUACCUGGUCUCGUCCGUUCAUCCUGCCAUUUUUGACGAGGAAGUUUUUGCCGUUAUGAAGGUCAUAGCCCAUGAGUUUAUACACUCUGGGUCCACCGACUAUAUAAUGACAGUUGGUCUCAAUGCUAUUGCAGAGAUGGCAAAGCGCAAUCCAAACGCGCUCAUCGCAAACCCCUCUGCAUGCGAGUUACUUAAUGAAUUGGCAAGUUAUUCUAAGGAGGCAGUCGUCGCGCGGUCAUACCAAAACAGCAAAUGCAAGACAACGAGCAAAACUCGUAGGGGUGUUAUGACUGCUGCAAGGUGUCUACUACAAUUUUAUAGAGAGCAGGCGCCCGACAAGCUUGAGGCGAGAUUCCAGAAUAGGGAUAGUGCACAAGUCGUUCGCCAGCUCAAGGCUAUCGAGAGGUUGGCCCAAAAGGGCCAGGUAACUGAGGAUGAAGGAGAAGAAGACGACGGAGAUGAUCAUGGUGCCGAGGAAAUGGAAGAGCUUGAAGAAUUAGAAGAGCUGGAAGAUUUGGAAGAACUAGAAGAGUUUGAAGAGCUGGAGGAUAUUGAAGAGUUUGAGGAGACUAGUUCCAGAGACAAGACAGGUACUACUCAACUCAUGGGAAACCAGAAAGCGGUUCCCAAGUUCGGCGUUCCUUUGUCGAACAAAAAGAUUGAUUCGUCGGAUUUCUCCAGGAGAAACAUUGCAAAACUCCUAAAAGAAACCUACUCUGAUGACGAAGGAGAAGAGGUAGCACCAUCGAAACACCAGCUGAAGAAGAUGAAACUGGAGCGGAACAAGAUGGGUCACAUUCUGGUAAAUUGCAAGAAAAGAGGCUUACCAAUACCAGAGUGCUACUUUACGAGAAUUAAUGAGCUCUUUGGGCCAAUAGAUGAAUAUGGCAACCCGAAGGAGCAAGAUUCUGAGGAGGAAGAAGACGAAGGACAAAAUAUUGAUGGUGACGCAAUCGAGCCCGAAUCAGGUGAGCCCGGAAAGUGCAUACGAAUCAUUAGAGGAAAGAGAGGAAAGAAGAGGGCCAUUCUCGUUGAUGCAGAGUCAGCAGAUAGAUCUGAGGCCGACUCUAGUGCUGGAGAGAACGAUUCUAAUGUUCCGUUACAGUCUCGCAGACUUCUAACAGAUGAGGAGCUAGCGCGGAUAAGCGAAUACGUCACGCCUGCACGCAUGAACGAAGUCGAUCUGGAGAGCUUUUUGCCCAGAAAGAAGCUCACCCGCGCUGAGAAGACCGUUUUAGCUCAUUCUGGUAGAAGUGCCAAUGAUCACAAAGGAAGUAGGUGGGCAGAGAGUAUUGCGCGUAAGCUAGAGUCCAACAAGUCUCUUUCCAACAUACAAAAGCAAAAGACGACAAAGAAUAUGCUUAUGCUCUUGCACAGUCAGCGGGUCCGUAAUAAGAGAGCUCGUAGUGGAGCCGAAAAGGAUCGGAUUGCUCGCUCACACACGCGUAAUCAGAAGUUAGGAAUAUCUAAGAAAGCGACUGCUCGACGAAACUAG
Messenger RNA from Giardia duodenalis, 2592 nucleotides. Its product is annotated as Sda1, severe depolymerization of actin. Lineage: Eukaryota; Fornicata; Diplomonadida; Hexamitidae. Gene Ontology annotation, cellular component: nucleolus. Gene Ontology annotation, biological process: ribosomal large subunit export from nucleus; ribosomal large subunit biogenesis. The record is from RefSeq and is a predicted model, not a curated record. The transcript has a single exon. The coding region runs from base 1 to 2592 and encodes 863 amino acids.